AUGGCUGCUGACAAAGUGGUUAGACGCCGAACCAGCAGGUAAGGCGGUCACAUUCAAGUGGUUAUAGUGGUGUAUGAUAAUAAAAACAAAACUGAGCCAUGUUGUGCCUAAUUUUACGACCCUUCUGAUUCUAAUUAAAUUAUAAAUGAGGUGGGGCUUCUAUAAAUAUUUAGAAAGAGUUUUAAUAAAAAACUUUGUGCUUUCUAGUAAUGUUUGAUACCGAACUAUACAAUAGGGAUGAGAGACGACCCGUUCCGAAGGAAGAGUAAGUCCUUGUACUAGACUAUUAGAUUUAAGAGGAGUACGUCAAACGCGAAGGUUCGAUUACCUUCGGGUCGUGUGUGCUGAUUCUGCAGACACCAACUAAUAGUCACUGAACAUUUUACCUUACAUUAUUUUAUAGAUAGAGGCCAGAAAUUCAACGAUUUUUUUGAUAGAGGAUGCUAUGAGGAGGGCGUUACAAAAAGCAUUUUUUAUGUGUACCUUUUAUGUUUUUCCCUAAAAUAUAUUAAUAGAAUUAACUCUUAAUAAAAAGACGUUGUUUUUUACCCAAACUAAUAUCAUUUUAGUUUCUUUUCGAAACGUCGCGUCAGGAAAGAGCCCGAGCAAUACGAGCACUUUGAGGAUGUGAUCGAGCAGGUCGAUCCCCUCGGGCGAUAUCAAAUCUUUGCCUGUUUUUGUAUUCUUUUCGCCCAAAUUGAAUGGACCGGCAACCUGUCUUUUGUGAAUAUUGUUGGAUCCACCGAACCUGAUUGGAAUUGUCAUCUGAGCAAUGGGACCAUUGCAACCAUUCCUCAGCCCGCUAAAGAUCACUGUCAUAUCAUCAAAGAGAACUGCUCCAAACUGUCGGCCGUUGAGGGCUCGGCCGAUUUCAAAUCGAUUGUGGCCUCGUUUCAGUUGGUUUGUGAGGACGCGAACAAGCCGCAGAUCAUUAAUAUCUUGCAGUCCGUCUCUUUGGUGGGUAUAGUUUUGAAAUUAUGACCUCUAUCCAUAAUCCAGAUGAUUGGCGCGAUUCUCGGAGGUCAUCUUGGAGAUGCUUUUGGCCGUCAAUUUAUGUUUUAUGUGUGCCAAUUAGGGAUUUGCAUCACAAGUUGUUUAAUCGUCGCUUCCACUGGAUGGCAGGGAUUUGCCGCCGCCCAAUUUUGCAAUGGAAUUCUCUACGGAAUAGUUGAAGUGGAAUCUGUAAGAAAAAUGCUUACAAUGCCUUGAAAAUGUUGAUGUUUUAGCUGACAAUGUUGAUGGAAAUGACGAGCGAUCAGUUCCGGAUGAUCCCCAAUGCUUGUUUCCAAACCAAUCUGGCCAAUGUUGUAGUUGCUUUAAUCGCAUUUUUAACCAAGGAUUGGCAAAUGUUCUUUGUUUUUUUGAAUCUGGUCAAUCUCCCAACGUGCAUGGGAUUUAUGUUGUGGCAUGAGAGCCCGCGAUGGCUGUUGGUUAAAGGCGAAAUCGCUUCAGCCUGUGAUGUAGGCCUUGAAGAUGCAAAAAAUAUAAAUUCAGGUCCUCAACGAUCUAACGGACAAGCGUUGGAAUGGGACUGAAGUCAAGUUUACUCCUCUGAAUCUGCAGAAGAUCCCUCAGGACACCUCCAAGAAGUUUUACUCCUUCUACGAUCUAUUCAGCAACCGGCGAUUUGCCAAGCAAUCAAUGUUGCAAAUAGUCAGCAUGAUCACUUGCGCCAUCGUCAGUGUCUGUUAUAUGAGAGUGAUCCGCGAGUUCAGCGGGAGUUCCAUUCUGAUCGUGUUCUUGGAUGGAUGUGUCAGGCUUAUUAUCCCCAUCAUAAUCAUCGUCGCUGACAUCAAAUUUGAUAGUUUUACCCGGCGAAUUCAAUUUCUGCUCGCUUUGUGUAAGUGAUUUAUUUGGGAUACGCUUGUUGGCCAUACUUAUCUUUUUUGAGUUUUAACCAAAAGGGCUGAUUUUUUGUUGAAAAGUUGUAUUCUCUAUUAAAAAAAGAACUCUGCAAGUAUAAAAUUGGAAAUCACAAAAAAAAUUAAAAUUUUCGGUUUAAAAUCUAGACAUUUCUGCUAAUGACAUCCCAAAAAAUUCUGUAACUCGUCAAAAAUUAUGAUUUUGUUUCGCCCCAACUUUCAAAAUCUUUUCUGUGCAUCCUGAGUGCUUCCCCUUCAGAAAUGUAAUCAUUUACAGCCCUGAUGGGAAUCUCCCUUUUGAUCGCCAUGAUCCUGGUGAUCUGUGGAGUCCCUUAUCAGAACCUAACAGUCGCAAUAAUCGUAACCUUCGGGGCCAUGAUCAACGACAGCGUUUUGUGGAUGAAUAUCAUCCAAGUCACCACUCAGAGAUACCCCACCGUAAUCCGAUGUUGUGCAUUUGGAUCGGUGUUUUGUGCAAAGUAAGUUCACCACCCCUCAUCACCACCUUUUAAGGCAUAUUGGGACGAUCAUCGGGAUAUUAAUUCUCCCUCCGAUCCUGGACUCUGAUUUCCCCGGAGGCGCUUUCCUGGUCCCAUUGCUUCUAAUUAUGGUGACUCUGGUUUUGGGGAUAAUUCUGAUGCCCGAGACCAAAGGAAAGGCACUGCUCGACACAAUGGACGAUGUGGAUUACACCAGAGUUGAGAAGGCAUUGCCUAAGGCGUUAUUAAAGUAAGUUUUUAAAAAAAUCUUUAAAAAUCAGCAAAUUUUUAUCACCCCAUAUUGCACUUGCUACUAAUCAAAAUAAAUUUAGAUUGGCCACGAUCCAUCGAGUGAUUCAACAAGAAAAUCAAAAGAAAAUCGACGAGGAAAACAAGGAAAGAUACGACGAAUGGAAAAGGGGAUUGAGGGAACAACCCGGGAACUCGAAUGUGGCCUUCGAAGAGGGAAUCACGGAUUCGGAAUAG
This is a messenger RNA of Bursaphelenchus xylophilus (pine wood nematode), 2827 nucleotides long. The record is from the annotation of a GenBank genome assembly. Lineage: Eukaryota; Metazoa; Nematoda; Chromadorea; Rhabditida; Aphelenchoididae.